AAUGACAAGCGUAAAAAGAACCUCUUUUCCCGAAAAUUUCCCUUCUACAAGAACAAGGACCAGAGUGAGCAGGAAACCAGUGAUAUUGACCGAGGUCCCUGACGACAUGGGAUCAAAAGGCCUGAAGCAUGUAACCUCUAAUGCCAGCGAUAGUGAAAGUAGUUACCGCGGCCAAGAGGAAUAUGUUUUGUCAUACGAACCAGUCAAUCAACAAGAAGUCAAUUACACUCGACCUGUGAUUGUUUUGGGACCCAUGAAAGACAGGAUAAAUGAUGAUCUGAUCUCAGAAUUCCCAGACAAAUUUGGCUCGUGUGUUCCACAUACUACAAGACCAAAACGAGAUUAUGAGGUGGAUGGACGUGAUUACCAUUUUGUCACUUCUCGAGAGCAAAUGGAGAAGGAUAUUCAGGAUCACAAAUUCAUUGAAGCUGGCCAGUACAAUAAUCAUCUUUAUGGAACGAGUGUGCAAUCAGUGCGAGAAGUAGCAGAAAAGGGUAAACAUUGCAUUCUUGAUGUUUCUGGUAAUGCGAUCAAAAGGUUGCAGAUUGCCCAGCUGUACCCUAUCUCCAUUUUUAUUAAACCCAAAACAGUGGAAAACAUCAUGGAAAUGAAUAAACGCUUAACAGAAGACCAAGCCAGGAAGACAUUUGAGAGAGCCAUGAAACUGGAACAAGAAUUUACUGAACACUUCACAGCUAUUGUCCAAGGAGACACCCUGGAGGAGAUCUACAACCAAGUGAAACAGAUCAUAGAGGAACAGUCUGGCCCUUAUAUCUGGGUUCCAGCAAAGGAAAAAUUAUGAAAAUGGAUUUUUAUUUUUCAUUUUCUAACUGACAUCCACCACUACAUCUGACAACUCUUAAGUCCUUCCAGUGGAGCCUGCCUCUAGUUCUCUCCAGCGUGGUUCAUGUCCUAACCAUUGCAUUCUGCAGUUCCCAUAACGCUUACAUCUGGUGUCUCUCUUAGUUCAGAUAAUUUGUAUUAUUGUGUGUUGUUGGUUUGCCAUUUUUCAAGCAAGACAGUGGAAUGGCCUGACCAGCUAUUAGUUUGGGGUGGGUCGGGGGGUAGGGAAUUACUUGAUAAAAUUCCUUAAUGUUUAAGGGAGAGUAACUUUCAAAGAUUUUUUCAAAGAAGCUUUGUAGACAUUCUUUUAAAAUUUCAUAACAAUUGCAAGAAGAGUUGUACUCAUGGAAGUUGUAAAUCAUGAGCCACUUUGCACGCUUACCUUUAAUAGCAUGGUUCGGUCAGGGCAAUCAAUUUCAGGUUUAUUUUCUGAGUUUUUUUUUUUUUUUUGUCAUGAUAUUUUUUUCUUUCCAGGCAGUUAAAGAGAAACUUUUAAAUCUUGAGUUAACAUUUUCAUUAACUCCCAUUACUACUUCUCAAGGGAUAUUCAUUUUCAUAAUUUCAUAUGGAUAUUCUUAUAAUCUAUUUUUUCAUUUUUUUGCCAAUAAAAUUGCUAGGGACAAAGAUGUGUAACAUUUUUAAUCUUCCUCAUGCAACACUAUUUAUAGUGUCUUAAAAAAUUGUUUAUAGAUAAUGGUCAUCACACUUUGGAGCCUAAAACAUGUUAGGUGCUAGGAAACCUUGUAUUUUACAAAGGAAUGCCAAGUUUCCAUUGGCAGUAAUACAGAAAACAGCUGCAGAGAUGAUCUUAGGUCAAUGAGAGUGUGAUUCGUAGCCUAAAAAUGUGUGUGUUCUUAGGGGUCAGAUUUUAAUGAAUAUUUUACCCACAAUAACUGCCUAUUUUGUUAUAAUAAAUAUAUAUAUAUAUUAAACUUUCUUUAACUAAACUCUGUAACUAUGGGAAUUAUUUUCUUUACAUAGUUGCACACACGUAUAAAUAUAUAUAUAUAAAAAUAUAUAUUUUUCUUUUACCACCUACUCCUAGCUUUUUGUUU
Molecule: messenger RNA, 1898 nt
Organism: Tinamus guttatus (white-throated tinamou)
Lineage: Eukaryota; Metazoa; Chordata; Aves; Tinamiformes; Tinamidae
Source: RefSeq, a predicted model, not a curated record